Messenger RNA from [Torrubiella] hemipterigena, 465 nucleotides. Lineage: Eukaryota; Fungi; Ascomycota; Sordariomycetes; Hypocreales; Clavicipitaceae. The record is from the annotation of a GenBank genome assembly.
AUGGCACCUACUACGGCAGCUCUUCCGAUUACGGUAGUUGAUCUGAUUGAUAAGCAUGCCUUGGAAACCCCAAACAGUAUUGCUGCCGAAUGGCAUGUGCAGGACACCAUAGCGUCGCUUCACAAGACAUUCCGACUAGCCAACCAGUGGCAAUGGAGCUAUCCAGAGCUGACAGAGAUUGUUAAAAAGACAUAUGGUGACUCAUACUGGUUUGAUUCGUCUAUUAUUAUACUUUGGGACAUGGUAAUCGAUACAGAGUCGUGGCAGAUUGCGUCUACGCAGCCGAGAACUGCCUCUGGUGAGCUUGACGUUGCUGAUAAAGAUGGAAUUGUUCAUUUGAUGAUACAGUAUGAUACGGAACAGAUUGCAGCUGAGGAAGUUGAGAACCUUCGUCAAGACUUUGUCCAAAUAUUAGGCGAUUUGGUGAAGUCGUCCAGCAAAACCACUGUGGACGACAUAGUGUAG